AUGGCAUUAAAAUUACCUGAAUUUAUAACAUUAGAUUUUUUGCAAGGCAUCUUCUCGAAGCAUUUCAAUGGCAGUGGAUAUGUCAAAGUCGAACAUUUUUGGGGAGAAUUUGCGACUAAGCGUGGAGAUAAUUACGCAAGUGAUAUGUAUCGGAUUAAUGUCGAUUAUGAGUACAGUGACUGUAAAAGGAGGAAACCGAUUAUAUUAAAGGUGAUGCCAGAAGGUGAAAUCCAAACACUUGUUAUGGUUCAAAACAAACUUUAUCCCAGAGAAAUUCACACGUAUCGUAAUCUACUGGUUGAAAUCGAUAAACUGUUGAGUGACAUAAACGACCAAACAAAAUUUGCACCAACAUGCUUGUACACAGCUUCUGAACCGAAAAUGAUGCUUGCAUUUGAGGAUGUAAAGGAUAAAGGAUACAAAGUUCUACCUCGAAAUCGUUUAUUGAAUUUCGAUCAAUCAUUGCCGUUGAUUGUAAAAUUAGCAAAAUUGCAUGCUGCUUCGGCUGUUCUGUAUGAUAAAAAUCCAGAUAUAAUGGAACCAUAUAUAGAAGGUUCGAUUUCCAGGAACCCAGAACGUCAAGAUUUUCUCGUUCAUUAUCGCAAUUGUGCUCGAGUUUUGGGACUUGUUGCUGAAAAGGAAUGGGGAGGUAUAUGGAAGGAAAUAUCUUUAAAAUUACAAAGAUUUGAAGCAACAAUUGUCGAUAAAGGAUGUGAUGUCUACAUCAGGGACGAAAAAAGCUUUUCAGUAUUUAAUCAUAAUGAUCUGUGGAUUCCAAAUAUUUUCUACAAAUAUGACGAGAAUGAGCUUGUUCAGGAUAUUCUGUUCAUUGACUUUCAAAUGCCAUACUUUGGAAGUCCUGGUAUUGAUUUGAAUUUUAUUCUUUAUGGAUCAUUAACUGAGGAUACAAGAACAUCAUUUAGUAAGAAAUUGCUUCGUGCUUAUCACGAAACUCUUCAAUCUGUUCUCAUUGCACUGGAUUAUAAGAAGAAAAUCCCGACACUACAUGAAAUUCACAUUGAAGUAUUAAAAUGUGGAUUUAAUGGUGUGCUGGCAGCAAUGUGUGAAGUUCCACUUUUAUUCUAUGAGAAUACUGAAGAUUUAGAGAUGGACUUACUUUUGGCUAAUUCCACAAAAGCUGAAGAAUUUCGUUAUUCACUGUUUAAUAAUCCAAGCUAUAAAGGUUUUAUUCAGGCACUAUUACUUGAGUUUGAUGAUCUUGGAUAUCUGGAUUAA
This is a messenger RNA of Chironomus riparius, 1236 nucleotides long. The record is from the annotation of a GenBank genome assembly. Lineage: Eukaryota; Metazoa; Arthropoda; Insecta; Diptera; Chironomidae.